Molecule: messenger RNA, 2310 nt
Organism: Equus caballus (horse)
Lineage: Eukaryota; Metazoa; Chordata; Mammalia; Perissodactyla; Equidae
Source: RefSeq, a predicted model, not a curated record
UCUGAAAGCAGACCCCUGUGUUGCCACUGGGGGCGCGGGGAGAGGAGAGUGCGUGAGCCCUGCUUAGGCCCAGGCCGCAGACCCCGCGCCGGGCUUCCCAGUGGCAGGAGCGCCGCCGCACACACCUCCAGGCAGAUAAACAAGCUUCCUCCAGGCCGGCUGGGCCGCACUGUACCCGGCCCGCUGCGGUUCCGCUGCUGCUCCUUCCCUUUCUCUCCCCAGGGAGCCCUCUCUUCUCUCCUUUCCUGUCUUCUCUAGUCCUGGGGCCUCCCCAGUGUAGAAGCCGCUCCUGGUGCCAGGUCAGGAAGCCUCUCGGGCCUCCGGAGAGCUUGGCACUCAGUUUGGGAGAAGGGGUUCUGGCCUCAUGGACGUUCUCCGCUCACUCCCCCCCCCCCACCCCUCCGGCAGCCUGAACCAUCUGGAAGGGAUCUUGGUGGGGGGUAGGAGGGGAUGGCCCCUGGGAAGGAGGAGGGGGCGAUUCCAGGCCGAACCCGGCCCCCGAGGUGUCACUUUUCUUUCCUGCGGCCCGUCACCGCUGAUAAAUGGCACUGGGGCAGAGGAAGGAAAAAGAAAACCUCCGAGGUCAGCGCGGGGCGAGGCGGGUCCCUCCGAGGGCCCUCGGCCCAGGAGCACGAAGCGCGCCCGGCUGCGCUCAGGCACCCCCGGCAUGGCCAGGGGUUCUCUCUGCGUGCUGUUGUCUCUUUGGGUUUUCGCCGGAGCCCCACGCCCACCCGCCUCUGAGUCCUGGAAGAAAGGGGCGGCUCCCUUCGCCCCCCAGCGCCCCGGAAAAUGGGGAGCAAGGCUCUGCCAGCGCCCAUCCCGCUCCACCCGUCGCUGCAGCUCACCAAUUACUCCUUCCUACAGGCCGUGAACACCUUCCCUGCCGCAGUGGACCACCUGCAGGGCCUGUACGGUCUCAGCGCCGUGCAGACCAUGCACAUGAACCACUGGACGCUGGGGUACCCCAACGUGCACGAGAUCACCCGGUCCACCAUCACCGAGAUGGCGGCGGCGCAGGGCCUCGUAGACGCGCGCUUCCCUUUCCCGGCUCUGCCCUUUACCACCCACCUCUUCCACCCCAAGCAGGGAGCCAUUGCCCACGUCAUCCCAGCCCUGCACAAGGACCGGCCGCGUUUUGACUUUGCCAACUUGGCCGUGGCCGCCACGCAAGAAGACCCCCCUAAGAUGGGAGACCUGACCAAGCUGAGCCCGGGGCUGGGUAGCCCCAUCUCGGGCCUCAGUAAAUUGACUCCGGACAGAAAGCCCUCCCGAGGGAGGUUGCCCUCCAAAACGAAAAAAGAGUUUAUCUGCAAGUUUUGCGGCAGACACUUUACCAAAUCCUACAACUUACUCAUCCACGAGAGGACCCACACGGACGAGAGGCCAUACACGUGUGACAUCUGCCACAAGGCCUUCCGGAGGCAAGAUCAUCUGCGGGAUCACAGGUAUAUCCAUUCCAAAGAGAAACCCUUCAAAUGUCAGGAGUGUGGGAAAGGAUUUUGUCAGUCUAGAACUCUCGCAGUUCACAAAACUUUACAUAUGCAGGAAUCUCCACACAAAUGUCCCACAUGUGGAAGAACCUUUAAUCAGAGAAGUAAUCUGAAAACUCACCUUCUCACCCAUACAGACAUCAAGCCCUACAGCUGCGAGCAGUGCGGCAAAGUGUUCAGGCGAAACUGUGAUCUGCGGCGGCACAGCCUGACUCACACUCCGCGGCAGGACUUCUAGAGAAGCCCAGGAUCUGUCCCGUGCCGCCGCUGCUCCCCUCCCCAGACACCUCUCCUCGCCUGCCCCCGCCCCCACCGGGGGUUCCACCCCCAAUCCUUCACUGACCCCAGCGCUUCCCCUGCUGCAGCCGCACCUGCAGCUGCAGGGAGUUAAUUCUUCCCAAGGACUGGGGACUGUAGAAAGCCACACAGUACAUCCCUUCACCAAGAGCAUAUGCUAGUUUCUUGUAGAUAUUCACAGCUCAUUUUAGAGCUCUGUACAUAGUGUCGUGGGUCUUUGUUUUGUUUUCGUAUCUUGUUGGAUGCACCUAGAUAUGGAAAAUGGAAGCCAAAUUUAUUUUUAAAGACUGUAUUUUCAAAAUAAAACUUUUUCUUGUCUGUUUCAACACUUCCACAAAAGUGUCUUGCUAUUUAACUUCUAUUUUUCAUCUGGAUCCUGGAAGAGUGGGAUGCCUCUAAAAUAUUUGAUAUGGAAGGGAAUUCUUUAUCCCUAGGGUAUCAAAAUAAGACUUCUCAGUUUUUUUGAAUUGGAUGAUUGUACUGUCUUUUUGUUUUUCUAAGAUAUUAAAAUUGAUACCCCUGA